Myodes glareolus (Bank vole) is the source of this 2386-nucleotide messenger RNA. It is a transcript of the gene Akt1s1, whose product is annotated as AKT1 substrate 1. Gene Ontology annotation, cellular component: cytoplasm. Gene Ontology annotation, biological process: neurotrophin TRK receptor signaling pathway; negative regulation of protein kinase activity; negative regulation of TOR signaling. The record is from RefSeq and is a predicted model, not a curated record. NCBI's taxonomy places the organism in Eukaryota, Metazoa, Chordata, Mammalia, Rodentia, Cricetidae.
CCAUGGGCGGGACUUCCGGUCAGAUCCCUGCCGGGGGCGGGACUUCUUGUUUUCUUCCUAGAGUAGGGGCCUCGCUGGUACGCGGGCGUGGUUCAGCCCCGGGCCGCAGCCUUCGGUGGUAGGAUCCCCCUGGGACCCCCCGCUCUGCGUCCCGUGCUGCAGCCGUUUCCUUCCCUAUCUCCCGUCACACCUGUCCUAGGAGGCCUGCACUUUCCCGCUGGAUAGCUCCCCCUGGCUGGUCUGUCCCUGACUCUCACCUCAUAGGAGACCACAGGCCUAGGAGGUCCGAGUAAGUCGCCCUCCUUUGAGCCGCCUUCGGAAGCCAGUCAGCCUGUUUUCACACUGCUGCUGCUAGUAGCUGGGUCCUGUCGUCAUUUGCUCUCUCCUCAGAGAAGUGAGGACCCAGGCUAAUAGCAUACAGGUCGUGCCAUCUUUUGGACCAGUCACUUUCUCGCCCUGAGCCUUAGCCUUAUGUUUCCAGCCUCCUUUCUCAGCUAGGGAGGGUGUGUGAUGUGAGUAGGAGUCUUUGGGUGGCUCCUAAAGCUUUGGCUGGGACUUUGAAGUCCAAAAACAGCACUAUCAAACCACAACAGCUCAUUUCUGUGUCUGUGGCAAGUGUCUGCAGCUUUCUCCUUUUCAGUGGAAAGUUGGGAUGCGAAGUUUAGUGUCUUGAAGUAGGCAGGGUAGAACUCAGGAUUGGCAAAGGGCUCUGGACAGACUGUCCUUGUCAGUGGCCAGUUCAGCUGGUGGGACAGUCAAGGUCUGGUCUUCCUGAUUUGGAGCUUAAGACCCGAAAGUGGAGCGACCACUACUCUUCAUGUCAUAGGAAGUGAGAGGUUGCUUAGGAAUGGCCAUCGCAUUCUGGUCCAGCAUGUGAGCAGCCCCACCUUGGGGAGGCAGGUGGAAGGUGACAGGGUGAAUCUGUUGAGUGUGCACGACAGUUUGCAAACUGCAACCAGAUUUCAGAUUCUGCUCUUUACUGUGGUCCUGAUGCGCUGGGAUCCCUUCGGGGCUCAGGUUUGCACUGCCUGUCAAGCAGGGGCUUUGGCUACCACACACCCUGGUGUGUGGAAAGAGACACCGUGGUCCAUAGUCCCACCACAGGAGCCAGGAGAUAGGCAGCGAUGUAGCUGUCAGCAGGGGCUGAGGACCUGGAAAAGCCCUGAGCAGCUUGCGCCCUCCUUCCCCCACAUUCAGCCAGAGCUCAGCCCUGUCCUAAGAGAGUGACCCUGAAAGCCCAGCAGGUGGACUGGGGUGACCCAGGGAGGGACUGUCUUCCUCACCAGCUAAGUGUAAGGUUGGCAGUGACCUGAAGGCCAGUGAGCUGAGUGUGCAGUCCAUCUGGUCCUGGAAACUGUGGAGGGCAGAGUUCCACAGUAGUGGAGGACCUGCUGGACCAAGUGAAGGAUGGAGGCCUAGCAGUGGCCAGGGUGCAAAUUACCUGUGGUUUUCAUUGAGCCCGGCCUCUGUGACCAAGGGUGACCGCAAAGCCAUGGCAGUUUUGCUUCAGCCUCUGAGUGUUGUGAUUUCAGUUGUAUGCCUCCCAUGCCUGGCUCACAUGUGCUUUAACACCCAACACACCGAGGACAAGGUGCACAUGAAAUCCAUGGCGCGGAUGGCGUCUGGGCGGCCAGAGGAACUGUGGGAGGCCGUUGUGGGGGCCGCCGAGCGCUUCCGGGCCCGCACUGGCACAGAGCUGGUGUUGCUGACUGCAGCGCCACCACCACCACCCCGCCCAGGGCCCUGUGCCUAUGCCGCCCAUGGCCGUGGGGCCUUGGCAGAAGCUGCACGCCGCUGCCUCCACGACAUCGCACAGGCACACAGGGCUGCCACCGCCACCCGACCUGGUCCCCCACCAGCACCACAGCCGCCCAGCCCUGCUCCUAGCCCUCCGCCUCGGCCAGCCCUGGCCAGGGAGGAUGAUGAGGAAGAUGAGGAUGAGCCUACUGAGACAGAGACUUCUGGGGAGCGGCUGGGCGGUAGCGAUAAUGGAGGACUCUUCAUGAUGGAUGAGGACGCCACUCUCCAAGACCUGCCCCCCUUCUGCGAGUCAGACCCGGAGAGCACAGAUGACGGCAGCCUGAGUGAGGAGACCCCCGCUGGUCCCCCAGCCUGCCCCAAGCCCCCGGCCGCAGCCCUGCCCACCCAGCAGUACGCCAAGUCCCUGCCUGUGUCGGUGCCAGUGUGGGCCUUCAAGGAGAAGAGGACAGAGGCGCGAUCUUCAGAUGAGGAAAAUGGCCCGCCCUCCUCUCCCGACCUGGACCGGAUCGCCGCCAGUAUGCGGGCACUGGUGCUGCGGGAGGCCGAAGACACCCAGGUCUUCGGGGACCUGCCGCGGCCGCGACUCAACACCAGCGACUUCCAGAAGCUGAAGCGGAAAUACUGA